This is a messenger RNA of Culicoides brevitarsis, 2319 nucleotides long. RefSeq names its product DDB1- and CUL4-associated factor 8-like. Gene Ontology annotation, molecular function: protein binding. Bases 153 to 2174 code for a protein of 673 amino acids. NCBI's taxonomy places the organism in Eukaryota, Metazoa, Arthropoda, Insecta, Diptera, Ceratopogonidae. The transcript is spliced from 6 exons. Gene Ontology annotation, cellular component: cytoplasm; Cul4-RING E3 ubiquitin ligase complex. The record is from RefSeq and is a predicted model, not a curated record.
AACAUUAGACUUCAAUUGAACUGCGAAAUAAAUCAAAUUGAUAAAAUCGAGAAAUUUGGCUAAAUUAAUAAUAUUUCGAUUAAUUAUGCAAAUUUAAGAAAAAAAAAAUCCAUCGAAGAUAAGACAAAAUUACAUGUAGAUAAACGGAAGAGAUGGAAAAUCCGAAUGAAAAUGAGAAAACCAUUGAAACAAACGAAACGUGUGAUAGCAAGUCGGUCAAAGCUGAAAAAUCCGUUUCAAUGGUUGUCGAUAAUGAAAUGCCCGGAACUUCAAGCUCUUCAAAUUGUCAAAAUCCCAAUGAAGAUGAGGAAAUGUCUUCGAUUGCAACAACUUCAACAACAAACGAACCAACAGAUACACUGCCAAAACGAAAUGGCCUUGAGUUUGGAGGACAAAGUCAAGUGAGAAAGAAACGCUUCUCAUCUAGAAAUUAUCGAAAUCAUUUUGAAUCGAAUGUCAAUAAGUCAAGCUCAAGUGACGACGAGGAAAUGCCUGAGCUUGUUCAUCCGGGAGGGCAUAAACGUCAAAGAAGACACGAAGUAAGAACUAUUGCGCCUCCUCCUCCUCCUGAAUAUCUUGAGGAAUUAGCAGCUGCUGCAGAUAAUGAUGAAGGAGAGGAAGGAAAUACUGAUCAAGAUGAUGUAAAUGACGAAACAGCAAAUAGUGAUCUUUCUCUCGGAAGUUCAUCAUCAUCUUCUGAUCCGGAAAUAGUAACCUUUGACGAAUCAAGUUCUGGCGAUGAAGACAUCGAUGUUAGUUUCCUAAAUAUUGAACGACCAAAAUGUUCAUGGAUUGCUUUGCGUGAAUUGUUCUAUCGCGAGCAUGGAUUAAGCGGAAAAGGGCGAAGAACUCUUGCUGGACGUGAUCCUCAAAUGUUUAAAACUCGUGUGAUGGGUUCUUUAAACUUUGUUGAAAGAUUGGAGUUGAUGGCGAAACUCGAUAAACAUACUGGUUGUGUUAAUGGCUUAAAUUUCAGCCAAGAUGGGCAUUUGUUAGCUUCAGGCUCUGACGAUUUAAAUGUCGUUUUAUGGAAUUGGGCAAGCGGAACAGUUUCUCGUGUUUUUAGAAGCGGGCAUCAUCAAAAUGUUUUUCAAACAAAAUUUUAUGGAAAUGGCAAUAUUCAAUUGAUUACAACUGCACGCGAUGGAUACGUGCGAAAUCACGAUGUGCCUUCGAGCGGAGGAAAACCCUACUCUACAACUCUUUACAAACAUUUGGGUCCCGUACAUCGAGUUGCAACAGGACAAAUGCAUCCUUAUGAUGUUCUGACAGCGGGCGAAGAUGGAAAUGUGAUUAACGUUGAUAUGCGUGAAAGAAAGAAAAAUCGUUUAGUCAACGUCAAAAAUGGAAAGCGUAAAAUUAUUCUUUAUGGCGUGAGUGCAAGCCCUUUUCACAAUGAAUUUUGUGUCUAUGGCCGAGAUAAGUAUGUUCGAGUUUACGAUAGACGAAGCUGUAAGACUGUUUUAAAGAAUUACUUCCCCGAAACAUUGAUCAAAGAUAAAAAACCAUGCGUACUAAGUGUUACAUCAGCUGUAUACAGUCACAAUGGGAGUGAAAUUAUUGCGAGUUAUGCUGAUGAAGACAUUUUCCUUUUCAACCGACGCGAUGAGGAAGGACAUUUCCAACAACGAUACAAAGGUCAUUUAAACUCACAAACAAUUAAGAAUGUCAAUUUCUUCGGAUCAGGUUCAGAAUUCAUCGUGAGCGGAAGCGAUUGCGGAAACAUCUUUUUUUGGGAUAAGAAGACAACAAAAAUUGUGCAAUGGAUGCGUGGCGAUGAAAACGGUGCGGUAAAUGUACUUGAGUGUCAUCCCGAAUUUCCGUUUUUAGCAACCAGCGGGAUUGAUUCGGAUAUUAAGAUUUGGGCUCCAAGUAAUGAAAACCCUCCGAAUUUAAAUGGGUUGGAAAAGUGUGUUCGAAAAAACAUGCGAAAUCGCAGCAAAUGGUUAACAGGCGAAGAUUUAUUCGACGAAGACUUUUUGCGGCUAAUAAUGCAGCGUCGUUUACGAACAUUUAGGGGCGUCGCAAGCGAUUUGGGAUUGUCGUCGGAAAUGCAAGACGACAAUGAUGGCGAAGAACCUCCAAUUGACUUAAACAGUGAUUCGCAAAGCAAUGAGACCUCGGAUGAUGAUGAAACAUAUCCACGUGACACGUUUCCUUGUUCUCCAAUGUAGUAAUACUAAAAAAAACUUUUCCAUUGAAAAGUCUUCAUUACACUUUGAAAAGUGAUAUCUCCCAAUUAUUUGAAUGAAGUAGUUUUAAAAAAAAAUGCGUUUUGAAGUAUGUAACUUUCUUUUUUUGAGAAAUAAAUUGAGUUUA